This is a messenger RNA of Pseudovirgaria hyperparasitica, 1053 nucleotides long. RefSeq lists its product as uncharacterized. The transcript is spliced from 2 exons. The record is from RefSeq and is a predicted model, not a curated record. Lineage: Eukaryota; Fungi; Ascomycota; Dothideomycetes; Acrospermales; Acrospermaceae. Bases 436 to 1053 code for a protein of 205 amino acids.
UGCCAAUUUCAUGGUCCCCCUAAUAGUUUGCGCCUUUCACGGAAUUUAGUGCGCGAGCUUCAUCCAUGGAUUUUCAACUGUUUAGUGCUAAUCCUGGCGCUCCGAACGGAUUUCUGAAAUGGCUCACCAAUCAAGCACAAGCUUUUCGAGGAGUAUGUUGCGCAUGCUGCCGUGUUGCGUCAGUGAAUCGACCAUAGUAAGUAUGGUGCGUACCCUGGUCAUAGACCUACGUAUUCUUAUCCAUGGUUUGAUGGCUAUGGUGCUUUGAUACCUCAGGUGCGCUCUGAAGGUGAUGUUACGGUAUAUAUUCUUGCUUUUCUCCUCGGAUUCUUUAUUCAUCAUAACAUAAACAUUCUUAUUUGCUCGUAUCAAGUCAAAAAACUCAAACACACGGUAAUCACAAGAUCGAAUCCAGAAUAGGAUCCUCCCUUAAAGAUGGCCAGGCCCAGCCCGAAAUCUUUACAUACCCGAUCAGUCAAGUCAACAAACAGUAAAUCUAAAGGCACGAAAGGUUCAGCCCCAGACAUCCCAUCAGAUACUUCAGCAGCUAUACCGGCUGUGGGACUACACAGUACAGCUAAGCCGGUCAAACGGCGAGCAAUCUCCGUCGCUGAAUGGAGCAAAUUACGAGCUGCGAAGUUGGCAGAGCGUAAAUCUGAAGUUCUGUCAGCUGUAGAGCCGCAGAAUACGCCUCUCCCACUCACACGACCAUCAAUCUCUGUUGAUAGACGUAACGUUUUACGGCCGGCCGGACGUGCGAAUGGUCGUUCUAUUGAGCUCGAACGAUCACAUGUUGGGUAUAUAGAAGAGCAGGAAGGAGAGAGGUACGAGACCGACUCUGACGCGUCUGAGGAUGAAAGUCGCGUUGAGGAUAAGGAUAUGGACGGCCUCACAUUUAACCAGCGGCAAAUCCUCUACUUUCGAUGUCUUACAUACGAAGAGAAGAGACAACGCCUGAUACAGUGGGGAGUCCCUUGGUCAAGCUCUUGGUGGCGCAGGAUAUACCAAGUGGACGUGGCAUCCCAAGCUCCUAGCGGCAUACAGCCUAGCUAA